Molecule: messenger RNA, 1909 nt
Organism: Habropoda laboriosa
Lineage: Eukaryota; Metazoa; Arthropoda; Insecta; Hymenoptera; Apidae
Product: nuclear cap-binding protein subunit 3-like
Exons: 8
Coding region: 122-1909 (595 amino acids)
Cellular component (GO): nucleus; cytosol
Molecular function (GO): RNA 7-methylguanosine cap binding; mRNA binding
Source: RefSeq, a predicted model, not a curated record
ACCUAUCGCAUUAUUUCUUCUUCGUAUUGUGUAUCGUAAAUAAACGAUCAAAUAGAUCGUGUUUCAUGUAUUCCUUGGAAUUUUUUUUAACGUUGUGAAGAAGUGCAGCUAAAUAUUCAAAAUGGAUGAAUUGGGCGAACCUAUGGACGUGGAAAUGGUCCCAAUUACGGAUGACAGCAAGCUUCUUGAUUCUGACCAAACCAAUGUAAAAACGUUUAACUCUAACAAUGUGCAAGUACCGGAGGUACAGUUGGACAGCCGCUACGAGAAUCGCGGCGGUACUUUUAUGACAGGAAUAGAUAUAUUUAGUAAGGAAGAAAAAAUGAAAAUGGAAGAGAGAGCAAAACGUUUUGGAUUAACAGAUAAGAUAAAAAAUAGUCUAUCAAAUCAAGAACAGGACUUAUACUCUAGUAUGGGCAUUGUAGAAGACAAUGAAAAUACAAAAAAUGUUAGAUUGAAUGUAAUACACAUGAGAGGAACUGAAGAUAUGAGCACUAAAGAUGUUUUUAAAUAUUUUGAGGAUUAUGCCCCAGCAUCCAUUGAGUGGAUCAAUGAUGUGUCAUGCAAUGUAGUGUGGCUAGAUAAUUUAUCUGCAGCUAGAGCUAUGAUGGGAUUGUCAAAAAAAAUUGUAGGUUUAGACAAACAGAGUCAAAGAAAUACAAAAGUACUUGAUGGUAGUCCUGAUGAAGAGAACAAUGUAACUACUGAUGACUGUACCAUAGAAAUGAUUGAUGACAAUGAAACUACCAACACACCUAAAGAUACAGAACAAGACUAUAUCAGCAUCAAGGAUAUUAAUUGCCCAUUACCUCCUGGUUUAUGGAGAAAGGGUAUAGAUUAUCCUAAAUCUAAAGCAAUAUUUAUUAGGUUUGCAACUAGAGCAGAUAAAAAGCAACCAAAUGCAGAAAAAAUGAGUGAUUAUUAUAAAAAAUAUGGUAACCCCAAUUUUGGAGGUAUUAAAGGAAUUUUAACCGAGUCUCGAAAACGAAUGUACAAACAAAUUAAGCAAAGUAAGAGAAGAUUCAAAGAAGAACCGCAAGACGAUGUUAAUGAUAGAAGACGUGUAAAAAAUCCAUGGGGUGCAUUGUCGGAAACAUGGGGACUCAAUGACGCUAUAGAAAACGAGUUCGGCACGCGAAACGAACCGAAAGACCAAGGGCGUAGCGUAAAAGAAAGAUUGGGUGUAAAGUACCCUCAAAAAGAAAUGCCAUAUACAGAAGAACAACAAAGUAGCUCUACCAGCGAUAGCGAAGACGAAUGGUGUAAGAGGAGUAAAGUGUUAAGAAUGCGAAUGCAUGCGGACGACGAGGAAGAAAAAAUACAUAAACGACGCGCGAAGCUCCGACAACAAACGAUGUUGAACAAUUUAAAUAAAGGCAAUGAUUUACGAUCGAGACUCGGUAAAGCGAGGAAAGGAACGCAGUUCCGUGAUGCAAUUCAAGUAGUUGUAACGAAUACAAAUGCAACAAAGCCGAAUUCGUUAAAGCUUAAUGAUUCAGAGGAGGAAGACGGUGAAAUUGUAGAAGAUUCUGAGAAUCAAGAAAAGGAAGAAGGUGAAUGGCAAGGAUCUGACGAAGAAGAGCGGGAAGAAGAAGACGAGAACGAAGACUAUAGUGACGAGGACAGUGACAAACUGGCGAAAGAAGUCCAAGGACCCAAAGGCAGCGUGAUAAAAGUAGUUCAACACAAGCCUCGUGUUGCUUCUACGGUUUGGGCAAGAUUAAACAAUGUAAAAAGUGAAGUCAUCGAUAACCCUGUAAAAGAAAGGCCAUCAAGAAUACGAGAUCUAAGAAGUACUUUAAAAAGUGGCGAUCUUCGAUCUCGGAUUGGAAAUCAUACGAGAGGCCGUUCACCUUUAAGGAUAGAAGUGAAAAAUGACAAAUACACCGAAGGAAGUGAAACGGAAUAA